This is a messenger RNA of Westerdykella ornata, 2279 nucleotides long. RefSeq lists its product as uncharacterized. The transcript is spliced from 7 exons. Bases 210 to 2201 code for a protein of 663 amino acids. The record is from RefSeq and is a predicted model, not a curated record. Gene Ontology annotation, biological process: regulation of DNA-templated transcription. NCBI's taxonomy places the organism in Eukaryota, Fungi, Ascomycota, Dothideomycetes, Pleosporales, Sporormiaceae. Gene Ontology annotation, molecular function: zinc ion binding; DNA-binding transcription factor activity, RNA polymerase II-specific.
CUGCAGACGGCGCCGCAGCUAACGCCCUGGUCGUCGUUAUACCAUCCCCAGCUUGUGCCACUGUGGUUCCCUGCCAUUUGCUAUCGACACUACAACAUGCCUGUGCAGGCACUGGAGGAGCUCGCGCCGAGCAGCCAUACCGAUUUCAGAGUGUCCUGCUCUCAUUCCGACUUGCCGCCAUUCUGCAACUAGCUUGCGCUAGGGGAUCGAUGAGCUUCUGCUCCUACCUGCAUGCUGGCUCAGGAAACAUCUUCAGGGGACACAUCUCCGAUACACAGAUUUUUCAUCCUUCGUUCGCAAGCGAAAGGACGGUCAUGGACCAAACUGCGCCAACACCGCCCAAAGCGUCUCCCUACUAUCUUGCCCAUUCCAUCUCCUCUACAGAAUACGGAGAUUACUUUCACUUUGCGCCUUCUCACACCCUUCAACCGUGUCUAUCCGGUUCACAACGCGUACACCCGCCAGACACUGUGUUGGCAUCGCCGACAUGCGCUCCUGCGUCUCCGCGAGGGAAUCUUAAGGAAGGGACCACCGGCUGUUCCACUUCAUUCCAGCACACCGCGUUCUCCAGUGGACAGGACUCCACGCUGACUCCCAUUGACCGUUUCGAUUCUUGUCAUCUUUCACCACAAUCUUCAGGAAACGACCCCAACAGCGAUUCAGAAAGCCUAUCUUCUUCCUGUCAUCCUACAUCACGGUCCUCUUCCUUCUCGAUGGGGAGAGUGCAACAAGCCAGUGGAAGGUCCAUAAAUAGGCAGCCUGUGGUCAAGAAGGGUAUCAAGGCUUCCGCAGCUGCGCCUGCAGACAGGUCUUCGAAUGGUUUGAUCACUCCUGCCGGCGGAUCCCCGGAUGAUAUGGAUAUUCCUGCUGAUGGAUACGAGGGAGGAGAUUAUGUCGUACAUUACCAAUGCGGAAAGGGACAUAUUCUGGAGGACUUGAAACCCGGCGACCCGCGAUACACCGACCCAUGGCUCAUCAUUUGCGAGGGUGAGGAGAAGCCUUGCCCCCUCGGACAUUUCGUCCUUCCGAAGAAGGAGGACCCUUUGCUUCAGCCGAAUGCCCUCAUCUAUUGCCCGUACUGUGGACAGAUGAUGACUCGUAGUGAGCAUAUGGAGCGUCAUAUCCGGACCCAUACACGCGUAAGGAACAUGGUUUGUGUGGUGUGUACCAUGGCCUUCGGUCGGUCUGAAUGUGCUAAGCGCCACAUGGCAUCAUGCCACGGUCGUCUUCCGGACGAUGUCGAUCCCGAUGGUAGUCGAAGCACGCUGACCAUAUCCAUCACCCAGGGUGCUGAGCUUGUGGAUGCAGUGCCUCACCCGAACUACGGUCCCCGAACUAAGAAUUCCUGCAAACCAUGUGCAACCUCGAAGAUCAAAUGUGACAAGUCACGUGGAUCUGAACGUUGCGAGAACUGCAGAAAGAAAAAUUGGGAGUGCAAGCCUCAAGACCCAAAAAAAGGCGCUGGGAAAGGUACAGAAGCAAGAUUGAUAAAACCCGGUCAACAUCGUAGAAGAAAACAAUCACUGGUAACAGCGGCACUGAAAAGCAGUGAGGCGUCGAACGUGCGCCCGAAAGGAAACCGCGGUGCUCCCUUCGACGCGGCUCAUUCGCAGUCGAUCCGUCGUGCAUCGGAAGAUGUUCUUCUUCAUGACGACGACACACCUGAGGAGAGCAUAAACCUUCAGCCUAAGAAUGUCAGCACUUGUGACCAGAGUGCAGUAACAGGUGAUACUGAGGACAAUACCUGUCCGAUUGGCAUGUAUCCCGUUGGAGAGUGCCACUAUGAUUUCGGCCUCCACCACCCAGCAGCAGCGAUGGAGUCUUUCCAGGCUGGCUGUAUGGAGCAUGAUUACUUCCCGAUGUCCCAUAACGAAGGAAUGAGAGGGGAAAUUAGCCAUCCCAAUGUGGUUGCCGGCCAUCCACAAGUAUCCAGCAUCCACUUCAGCGGGGCAAUUGACAACGGACAUAAGUUCUUCCCGAACAUGUUCGAUAACCAUAUGCAGCAACAUCAGCAACUCUUGACCCCGCCACAUAGUGAAUUUUUCGACCAGCAAUCAGGCAUCGAUCCCAACAGGACCUACCAUGUCCCACACCAAAUGACGCAAGACGACGCCUUGUUUGGAACGGACAUGUCCACAUUUCAUCGUUUUCCGCCCUUCGACAUCUACGAGAGCAUGGAUUUGCACAUGCAACCCCAGUAGUUCGGGUAACUACUUCUCUUCUUAAGGCUGUCGAGGUUUCGUACUAGCUUCGGCUGCAAUGUGCGACAUGUCAUCGGC